Messenger RNA from Plectropomus leopardus (leopard coralgrouper), 2702 nucleotides. NCBI's taxonomy places the organism in Eukaryota, Metazoa, Chordata, Actinopteri, Perciformes, Serranidae. The record is from RefSeq and is a predicted model, not a curated record.
CUUCCUGUGGGUGUUUCCAACCAUCCUUUCAGCGGUUGGUGAUGAGGAGGAACUAGCUACAGAUGCUGCCUGCCUGUGAAGUGACGUUAACUAGCUAAAGUUGGUCCCUCAAAUCUGAAGCAGAGCACAUGAGUUUUUGCUUGUUCCAUCCGAAGGAAGACGGCACGACCAAGUGAACCACUUUGGCAAAGCUAGAGUGAUUAUCCCAAAGGAGAAUUACUCAUCAGAUUCAACCAUGGCUGAUUAAUAUUGGGAGAGUCUCAGCCUUCCAGUGAUACUUCCACCUCCCUUUCUCUUGUCUUAGUUACACAUCCCUGCAUUUUAUCUCAGUCUUUUGCCUCAGUUCCUGGUGCUGCUGGGAAUCACUCUGCCCUCUUUAUCACUCUCCGUUACUUCCCUGUUACCUCUUCUGAGCUGAGGCUGAAGGCUCUAUAUCCCUCACAAUGGUUGCUGAGGUAGACUCAGCGUCUCAGGGCAGCGAUGUGCGGCUGAAGCAGGAGAUUUCCCUCCUGCAUGGGGUCUGUCUCAUUGUGGGAAAUAUGAUAGGCUCCGGUAUCUUUGUCUCACCUAAGGGAGUUCUUAUGUACACAGGCUCAUUUGGCUUGUCCUUGAUAGUAUGGGCCAUUGGAGGGGUAUUUUCUGUUUUUGGAGCAUUGUGCUAUGCUGAGCUGGGUACUACCAUCCGUAAAUCUGGAGCCUCCUAUGCCUACAUCCUGGAGGCCUUCGGAGGUUUCUUAGCUUUUAUUCGCCUGUGGACGUCGUUGUUGAUAGUUGAGCCAGCUUGUCAGGCAGUGAUAGCUCUGACCUUCUCCACCUACCUGGUCCAGCCCUUCUACCCCACCUGUACAGCCCCCUAUGCUGCCGUCCGUCUCCUCGCUGCUGUCAUCAUAUGUCUGCUGACUUGUGUGAACUGUAUGAAAGUGAAAUGGGGUGCUAUUCUUCAGGUCAUCUCCACCGUCGCCAAGGUCCUAGCUCUCAUUGUCAUCAUCAUUACUGGCCUGAUUAAGCUGGGACAAGGUUUUGACCAGAACUUUGAGAAUUCAUUUCAAGGCUCUAAGCUGAACCCCGGUGACAUGGCCCUGGCUCUUUAUGCAGCACUCUAUUCCUACUCUGGCUGGGACACACUCAACUUCAUCACAGAGGAGAUCAAAAACCCAGAGAGGAAUCUGCCCUUGUCCAUCGCUAUUUCCAUGCCCAUAGUCACUGUGAUCUACAUCUUGACCAACAUUGCUUACUACGUCGUCAUGGAUGCAGACAGAGUGCUCAGCAGUGAAGCUGUUGCUGUGACAUUUGCGGAUGAGGUGCUAGGCUGGGCUCGAUGGCUAAUUCCUUUGUCUGUGGCCAUUUCCUGUUAUGGAGGCCUCAACUCCUCCAUCAUUGCUGCCUCAAGGUUGUUUUUUGUUGGUUCCAGAGAAGGCCAUUUGCCUAAUUUCCUGUGCAUGAUCCACAUCAAGCGUUACACCCCAAUUCCUGCCCUGCUUUUCAAUGGUGGAAUGUCUCUGUUUUACCUGUCUGUGCCUGACGUUUUCCAGUUGAUCAACUACUUCAGUUUCAACUACUGGUUGUUCAUCGGCCUGUCAAUAGCCAGCCAGAUCUACCUUCGCUUUAAAGCUCCUGAUCUGCACCGACCAGUUAAGCUCUCUUUGUUCUUCCCCAUCGUCUACUGCUUGUGCAGCAUAUUCCUGGUAGUGGUUCCCCUCUACAGUGACACCAUCAACUCUCUGGUGGGAAUUGCUGUGGCGCUGUCUGGUGUACCAGUCUACUUCCUUUGCAUCCACCUGCCGCCGAGCUCCAGACCAGCCUUCCUCAAAGUUAUGCUCGAUGAGAUCUCUCUGUACACCCAAAAAGUGUGCAUGUGCUGUGUGACCUCGCCUGAUAUCGACCUGGACAAUAUAGACCCAGACAAGAUGGAAUGAUGGAGUAACAAAGGCCUGUAAGGAGGGAUGGAGGAGGAGGAGCGGACACGAAGGAAGCCGUGAGCGGCAGGCAAUCAGGAUUUAGAUGAGUAGAGCUCGAUUGAUUAAAGAAGGAUGAACAAACUAGAGCGGUGAGCUCAACACACCUCCACUCCUCCUCUUCUCUCACACAGGAGUCUAUGUUUAAAGACGUAGGAUUUUACUCAGAAUGAAUUAAAAUUGUGUACGUGAUAACCCUCCAACAAACAGCACUGUACAGAUUAACUCAGUGAGCACAUUCACAUGCUGGUACACACUGCGGUGUUGGCUGUGCAAUUCCCUCCACACACGUGCCCAUACACUACAGCUCACACACACAUAAUGAGCUGACCGAGAGCCUUAGGGUGACACUGCGACAAAUGAAAAUAAGCAACCUGAUCCAGGAGGAAGUGACUCAGCAAAGAUGCCUGAGGUGAUUUAUAUACUAACAGGAAGUUGUUAUGAAAAACACACAGUGGAUUUAAAAACGUUCAUGUCUUACAUGUGUUGAGUCACGUCUCUGAUGUUAACAGAUUAAGUAACCGCGGAUUAUGUCUGGAUGGCUCACGUGUGACCCUUUUUAAAGGGAUCACUCAUCAUGUGUUGGAAAUUGUGAUUUUUACUCAUUUGAACACUGUAAGAGGCCUUAAAAGGAUAAUUAAGAGGCGGUUGUAAGACAAUCGUAUCCAUAGUCUGUUACAUACAGUAGAUGUCAGUCAACUGUUUGGACUAGCAGGCUGGAGUCCGACAUGCAAGCUAAGCAGUCUA